CAAUAUAAUAUUUACAUAACAAAUGGUGAGAAUAUGAACUUUCGAUCAGAUGAUUGGUCUACAAUAGUGAAAACUCAAAACAACAGGAGCAUUAUCAGUUCAGUUCAGACUAUGAACUUAUUCGUUUAAUUUAACUGUAAAUGAUGUCUCAGAAGUAUAAAGUUAUUGAUUUGUAUAAAAGAUUACUUCAUCUGGGCAAAGACUAUCCAUCAGGAUACGACUUAUUCCGUUCGAAACUGCAUAAUGUAUUUUUGAAAAAUAGUAAGGAAAAUGAUCCUGUGAAAAUAGAAAAAAUGAUAGCUCAUGGAGAAUAUGUUGUCAAAGAAUUAGAGGCCUUAUACAUGUUGAAGAAAUUCCGAACUCUAAAGAGGCGUUAUUAUGAUAACUGAUAUUGAUUUCAUUGUGAUUCAAUGUAGUGCAAUAAUUUGUUCUAAGUAUAAAUUUUCUUAUUUUUUAA
Harmonia axyridis is the source of this 457-nucleotide messenger RNA. It is a transcript of the gene osi, whose product is annotated as electron transfer flavoprotein regulatory factor 1. Lineage: Eukaryota; Metazoa; Arthropoda; Insecta; Coleoptera; Coccinellidae. The transcript has 2 exons. Gene Ontology annotation, biological process: respiratory electron transport chain. The coding region runs from base 141 to 389 and encodes 82 amino acids. The record is from RefSeq and is a predicted model, not a curated record. Gene Ontology annotation, cellular component: mitochondrion.